AUGUCUAUAUCUGAAGUAUUAAGAACUGCCGAAGAUAGAGAUCCGUGGGAAAAUUGUGCAUUAAAAGAUCAGAGAAACAUCUUCAAAAUAGAUGAGAUCUUCAGAAAUGAAGAUACCGACUCACUGGACCGGAAAUCGUCCCGGGGCAUGCUAUACGAGAACGAAGAACUCCGACUACGCACAAUAAACAUAAAUGCUGAAGUUGAAAGAGGUCAGUCAGACAUAAAGAAGUUAAAACGUGAAAACGAACAGCUGAAGAGGGAGAUAUCGGCCCUUCGUUAUGAAUACGACAGACUGGACAGCAUGCUCAGGGAGAGAAGGUCAUCACCAGAACACUCGGACGACAGCGUGUCGUUAUGCAGCGCGUGUCCAGAAUGUGCCAGUGUGGACGGUUCGUCGCGGGCGGUCGCCUUCCAUGACCUGAGCGUGGUGCCUGAAGAAGGCGAACAGGAACCUAAGAGCGGCGGCGAGUCUCCGUGCACAUGCGAAGAAUGUCAAACAGAAGCCUCAAAGAAACCCGACGAUAAGAACAAUACAAGAACAAUGAACCAACGCGAAAACAAUGUGAAAAUACGACCAAUUAUAGAUGACAAUGCACACGAGCGCGUAGUGGACGUUUUAGUACAUGACGCACCAACCGAAACACCUAGGUUCUUUCAAUCGGUGACCACGCCCCCAUACCAAAUCACCGCACCACCACCGCCGGGCUUCGUCGUCGCUCCAUACCAAACUCCCAGGUUCCACACCGGCGGAAACGUGGAAGACCUCCUCGGGGACGUCCAGUCGACGCCCACAAUCCAGCAAACAACGUUUAUACAGCAGAAUUCUGUAUUCAUGUGCAACACAAGACGGAUCACCCAAAAACAGUGCUGCUGCCAAAGGGAUCCCCCGCCUAUCGCAAUAAACGGCAACCCGCAGCCCGAGAUACCGAAAUCCUACGUGACCGAAAAGAAUAUCGAAUUGACGUAUGAUUAUCCUAGAACGAAGCCAAUACAGAGCUCGAAGAAUUCAGGAGAGGAUUUAACUACAACGACAGAAGUCGCAAGCACGGUUGUGUUUGUCGAAAGAAGGAUCCCAGUUAAACCUAAGAAAUUCGACUUUCUGUUCAGAUCUCGAUCAGCGCCGGUCGGUGAGAACGAGGAGCCGAUAUACGCGACCGUGAACAAGCUACCCAAAAGAUUGCGUCGUAUGGAGCUCGCUAAUCUUGAGAAGGAAGUCGCGUAUAGAGCAGGCGAGCCGGACUCUUCGAUAAGAACAGAUGUUACACUGAAAACCGAUUCAGAGUCGCAAUUACCGCCGCCCGAUGACGACACCAGUAGAUCGGAGAGAGAAAAAUCGACGGCACCUCAAAGGGCAGAGUCUCCGAAAGCAAAGAAACGUAAAAGGUUUUCGCUGACGUUCAAAAAGAGAGAACGAAAAAGAAAAGAGAAAAAGAAGAAAGAAGGUAAGAAUGGGGCUUCAAAGAACGGCGUGCCCAAGAACGGAGGACCUAUGCUGGGAGAGUGUGACAACGAGAGGCUGAUCGAAGGAGACGCACAUGAUGUAUCGUGUGCUUCGCCAACGAAUAAACACAAACACUGCACUCGGCAUAGACCUAGGAAUACAGUAUCGUCGUCCAGUUCUGGCCCGCGCUUCAAGCGGGAUAGCUAUCAGGAAAUAACAUCGCACUCUGAGCACGAGCGAACGAACAGCUUGUGUUCUUCGGUGAACUCGCUGGGCUCAGCGUGCACUCACAAAUCGAGAAAAUUAUCUGCCCCAACCAACGACACCUCGAUACCGUGGUGCGGCUGCUGGGGAGCCGGGUCUUCCAAGCACGUUCAAACAACGUCGUCACAUCCAAACUAUUUAUAUUCGUAGACUACUCGCACGCAUCUAGUUUUGUAUUAAAUCUAAUUACAGUACCCGGCAAUAAAUGUUGCACAUCGACCGGGGGAAAGAGACGGGUAAUUUUUGCACCGUAGAGCGUUAUAUCUGUCGCACAUUACCUAAUUGACAUUUAGUCUCCAUAGAUACCGGAUCGUUAGUGUUUCGUCGCACAUAGGUAACGCUAUACAACAAAAACAUAAAUUAGACGACUGUCUCUUUCUAAAUAUCGAUGUGCAAUACUUAUUGCCUGGCACUGUAAGUUAUUUACUUUAAAUUUUGUAAAUUAAUUCUUAAAUCUCAUUUUGAAUCUAAUACGAGGUACGAUGUAUUAUUGUAAAAACUUUAACAGUCGGACGGUUUAGUGUUCACAGUUGAAUUUGAAUUCUUUAUUUAUUUCGAUUCGUCAAAUACCGCUUUACUGAAAAUAGGAUGUGUUAUAAGCCCGUGUGGAUAGGCACCAUCAUUCUGCC
This is a messenger RNA of Bombyx mandarina (wild silkworm), 2336 nucleotides long. RefSeq lists its product as uncharacterized. The record is from RefSeq and is a predicted model, not a curated record. NCBI's taxonomy places the organism in Eukaryota, Metazoa, Arthropoda, Insecta, Lepidoptera, Bombycidae.